Messenger RNA from Clarias gariepinus (North African catfish), 1782 nucleotides. RefSeq names its product guanylyl cyclase-activating protein 2-like. The coding region runs from base 70 to 666 and encodes 198 amino acids. Gene Ontology annotation, cellular component: cone photoreceptor outer segment; photoreceptor inner segment. NCBI's taxonomy places the organism in Eukaryota, Metazoa, Chordata, Actinopteri, Siluriformes, Clariidae. Gene Ontology annotation, molecular function: calcium ion binding; calcium sensitive guanylate cyclase activator activity. The transcript is spliced from 4 exons. Gene Ontology annotation, biological process: visual perception. The record is from RefSeq and is a predicted model, not a curated record.
AGCAACCUGGCUGCAUGAUGAAAAUAGGUUUCAGGAUGGGAUACUGAAAACACACUGUAAAGAGUAAAUAUGGGACAAACUCAGGCCACUGAGAAAACUGAGCAUGCAGAGAUUGAUGUCAUUACUCUUCAGGACAUGUAUAAAAAGUUUGUGACUGAGUGCCCUAGCGGCCUUUUGUUUUUGCAUGAAUUUAAGAACUUUUUUGGAGUGGGACCAUCUGGAGAAGCAUCUGAAUAUGCAGAGAGUAUGUUCCGUGCCUUUGACAAGAAUGGGGACAACACUAUUGACUUUUUGGAGUUUGUGGCCGCUCUGAAUUUGGUGUUCAGGGGUGAUUUAGAGCACAAGCUCAGAUGGUCAUUCAAAGUUUAUGACAAAAAUGGCAAUGGCUUUAUCGACAAAGCUGAACUCAAAGCCAUUAUUGAAAUUAUAAAUCAUGUCAGGAAAGUAGGCAGAAAAGAUCCAGAAGUAUCUCCUGAAGAGAUCUGUGAAAGAAUCUUUAAAAUGGUGGAUGUGGAUGGAGAUGGUGAUUUUUUUCCCCCAGUCAACAACAUGAUCACAUGCCUGUGUCUCUCUCACAGGUCAGAUUACACUGGAGGAGUUUUUAGCAGGGGCUCGGAAAGAUCCAUGGAUCCUCAACAUGUUGCGUUUAGACAAGAAUCCCUAUAGUUGGGUGGCGGAACAGAGGAGGAAAAGUGCACAUUUCUGAGAGGAAAAUGUAAAAACCAAAUUCUUAAUAUUGUGAUACUAUUGUUUAUAAAUUCUUUAAAUAUGUAUAAUAGCAAAUUUGUUUGUAAUGGCUUGUUGUAAUUAAGUACUUACUGUAUACAAUAUUUAGUGUGUGUAUAUCUAUCAUGUUUAAAUAUGUAUGUAGAUAUCAUAUACAGUAUAUGUUCACACACACAUAUUGUAAAUUUCUUUAUUUUGGUUUAGUGAUUUAUUUUCUACAUUCUACAACAAUACUGGGGAUUUACCAACAACAAAAACCACAGUUAGUUGUUAUUUUAAGACACAGAGGUCAGCCUUUCUGUAAUAGUUCUUGCAAGAUCAGUAUUGUCAAGUGCAUUUGCAAAAUCUGUGAAGCAGCAUAAUGAUCAUCGGAUUAGAGGCGUUACGAAGUCUUAACAGAGCAUAAGUAGCAGACACAUCUCAAUAUCAACUGUAUCGCGCGUCAAUAUGGAAAACUUAUAAGAGAUUUCUCUUUCCCAGAAAUACAACAAACGCAAAUUUACACGUGUUAAAUAAGCACUGUCUUUGUGGCACUGUGCGAAGCGCACGCCGAUGUGAGCCGCUUUAUUUCAGUUAUAAUAUACUAACAUAUUUUGCUGUGUAGUGGACCGCGCGCGCACCACCUCUCGAAGGGCACUAACCGCACAGACCAAACUGUUAUCUUCUUGUACUGUUAUAAAAAUUUUUAAUAUAAACAAACAAACAAAAUACAGCUUUUUUUUCAGAGCUAAACGGAAAAGUGAAGCUAAAUGAUUAGGCGCGUGGUCCGUUGCCUAGCAACACUGAACGAAAGCAUAAUCGUAGUGUUUGCUUCGGUUAUGACAUAGCAUAGUUUAUUAUCUGCUGUGGUAGAUCUGAUUUAUUCAAACGUGAUAAUAAAGCUUUAUAUCCUCAGGAGGGGUCAUUACAUUGUUUUAGCGAUAAUUUCACGGAAACGAGGUUAGAACUAAAUCACUGCUCCUGCUCCAUCUAAAGCACUUUCACACUAAACACACAUCCGAGAAGCUUCAAAUAGAAUGAACGAACUAAUUAAUUUUCUCGUUUUAAAAUUAGUUU